UAAUACCUGUUUCUAUUUAUUUAUGUUGUCUUAUUAUUUCUUAACCAAUUUUUUUUUAAUUUUCAAGAAGUCUUGGCCCUUGCGUCUAGUUUGUGGAGUGGCCUCCCGCUUUUUCUUAUGCAGAUGGGCUCUGUGGCCUAGCGCCCCCGUGCCCACUGUCCAUGAUCUCACGCCAAGGCCCUCAAGGGGUCGCCGCCGAGGUUUCCACCAGCCCACAAGCAAGAGCACGGCAGCCAUCCCCUCCAGCCGCUCGCUCGUGGCCACCCACAACUACUACCGGCGUCGCCUGGGCUCCACUUCCAGUAACAGCUCCUGCGGAAGUGCCGAGUACCCUGGGGAAGCCAUCCCCACCACCCGGGUCUCCCCAAAGCAGACCCGGGACACUGGUGGGCUAGCUUCUUCUUUGGGAAGUCCACUCUCCCGUUCAUGGCCACAGUGCUGGAGUCCCCAGAGCGCUCGGAGUCUGCCCAGGCCUCCACAAGCACGAUCACAAGUGACCUGGCUCAGGAAGCUGUGGGGAAGCAGCAGCCCAGCGGCCAGCCUGGCAAAACCAACUGCAGGCCCCCGUCCUGAGUGACCACCACCAGCUGCCAGGCUUCCUUCCAAGGCGCUAGGCUCAUCAGAGCCCUCUUCCUCCCCCUGCCCUGUACCCUCCCUUCCCCUCCUCUCCCCAAGACCAAGCAGGCUACAGUCAAGGGAAGCAGUUCGGUUUUUAAUAUCAAAACAGCAAAAC
Molecule: messenger RNA, 733 nt
Organism: Bubalus bubalis (water buffalo)
Lineage: Eukaryota; Metazoa; Chordata; Mammalia; Artiodactyla; Bovidae
Product: pancreatic progenitor cell differentiation and proliferation factor-like
Exons: 1
Coding region: 23-577 (184 amino acids)
Biological process (GO): multicellular organism development; cell differentiation
Source: RefSeq, a predicted model, not a curated record